AUGGCCCUCUUCAGGCAGCUGUCCCUGGGUUCCAAGGCUGCCCUGGCGGCAGCCACUGUCUUCGUGUCCAUGAUCCUCUCCCGCUCCUUUCUGGCUGAGACCCUUGAGCUCCAGGCCUGGCGCUGGCUGUUCCGCCUGCAGCUGGCCCUGUUUGUCAACUCGCUCAUGCUCAUUGGUUCCUUGUACAUCUGGCGGAGCACCGUAAGCAACCUCAGCCAUUCCCCUGCCAUGGAAUCGACCUGUUUCCAGGUUUGGAAGCUGGUUGUCAUGGCAUUCCUGGCCCUGGCACAUUCCAGUUUCUUCACCAUGCUCUUCUUGGUGGCCGAGGAACCUUACGUGUUUUCCUUAGCAGCCUACUCCUGCCUGGGUGCUUACAUCAUCAUGGUUUUCUUCCUUUGUAUCUUGAACGCCAUGGAGCAGGCCUACCAGUUCUUAGCCUGGCGCAGCGGUAGGGUGGUGGGCAGCCUUGACAAGACAAGGCACCUGGUGCUCAGGCCUGCCCUGGCCGUGGUAGUGACAGCUGUGCUCAGUACCAUUGGCCUUCUGAACGCUGCCCAGCCCCCAGUGGUGAAAACCGUGGAGGUGCCCAUCCAUCAGCUACCCCCCUCUUUGAAUAACCUCAAGAUAGUGCUCCUUUCGGACAUUCACUUGGGGCCCACGGUGGGCAGGACCAAGAUGGAGAUGUUUGUGAGGAUGGUGAACACGCUAGAGCCGGACAUCACAGUGAUCGUGGGGGACCUCUCCGAUUCGGAAGCCUCCAUCCUGCAGACGGCAGUUGCUCCUUUGGGCCAGCUCCGUUCCCGUCUUGGCACCUACUUCGUCACGGGUAACCACGAGUACUACACGUCAGAUGUUAGCAACUGGUUCACCCUGCUGGAAUCCUUGCGUGUUCAGCCCCUGCAUAAUGAGAACGUGAAGAUUUCUGCCCCCAGGGACCAGGGCGGCCGUGGGGCCGACGCGGAGUGGAUCUGCUUGGCGGGCGUGGAUGACAUAGAAGCAGACAUCCUUCACUACUCAGGCCAUGGCAUGGACCUUGACAAGGCUCUGGAGGGCUGCGGCCCGGAUGAUGCCACCAUCUUGCUGGCUCACCAGCCUCUGGCUGCCAAGAGGGCCCUCCAGGUGCGGCCAGAUAUAAACUUGAUCCUUUCCGGACACACUCACGCCGGGCAGAUCUUCCCCUGGAAUGUUGCAGCCUAUCUCCUGAACCCUUUCUUUGCUGGUCUCUACCAAGUGGGCCAGGCUACAUUUGUGUACGUCAGUCCGGGCACAGCCUACUAUGGGAUACCCAUGAGGUUGGGGAGCAGGGCAGAAAUCACAGAACUCAUCCUGUGGCGAGCUCCCUAA
Molecule: messenger RNA, 1344 nt
Organism: Chionomys nivalis (European snow vole)
Lineage: Eukaryota; Metazoa; Chordata; Mammalia; Rodentia; Cricetidae
Gene: Tmppe
Product: transmembrane protein with metallophosphoesterase domain
Exons: 1
Coding region: 1-1344 (447 amino acids)
Molecular function (GO): hydrolase activity
Source: RefSeq, a predicted model, not a curated record